This is a messenger RNA of Anneissia japonica, 947 nucleotides long. RefSeq lists its product as uncharacterized. Lineage: Eukaryota; Metazoa; Echinodermata; Crinoidea; Comatulida; Comatulidae. The annotation marks the transcript as partial. The record is from RefSeq and is a predicted model, not a curated record. The transcript has 2 exons.
CAACAAGAACACCAUCAACAGUAACAAGAACACCAUCAACAGCAACAACACCAUCAACAGUAACAAGAACACCAUCAACAGCAACAAGAACAUCAUCAACAGUAACAAGAACACCAUCAACAGCAACAAGAACACCAUCAACAGCAACAAGAACACCAUCAACAGCAACAAGAACACCAUCAACAGUAACAAGAACACCAUCAACAGUAAAAAGAGCACCAUCAACAGCAACAAGAACACCAUCAACAGCAACAAGAACACCAUCAACAGCAACAAGAACACCACCAACAGUAACAAGAACAUCAUCAAUAGCAAAAAGAACACCAUCAACAAUAACAAGAACACCAUCAACAGCAACAAGAACACCAUCAACAGCAACAAGAACACCAUCAAAAGUAACAAGAACACCAUUAACAGCAACAAGAACACCAUCAACAGUAACAAGAACACCAUCAACAGCAACAAGAACACCAUCAACAGUAACAAGAACACCAUCAACAGUAAUAAGAACACCAUCGACAGCAACAAGAACACCAUCAACAGUAACAAGAACACCAUCAACAGUAACAAGAACACCAUCAACAGCAACAAGAACACCAUCAACAGCAGUAACAAGAACACCAUCAACAGCAACAAGAACACCAUCAACAGUAACAAGAACACCAUCAACAGCAACAAGAACACCAUCAACAGCAACAAGAACACCAUCAACAGCAACAAGAACACCAUCAACAGCAACAAGAACACCAUCAACAGCAACAAGAACACCAUCAACAGUAACAAGAACACCAUCAACAGUAAUAAGAACACCAUCGACAGCAACAAGAACACCAUCAACAGUAACAAGAACACCAUCAACAGCAACAAGAAUACCAUCAACAGCAGUAACAAGAACACCAUCAACAGCAACAAGAACACCAUCAACAGCAGCAUUAAAGUCAAUUUAA